Molecule: messenger RNA, 1545 nt
Organism: Talaromyces atroroseus
Lineage: Eukaryota; Fungi; Ascomycota; Eurotiomycetes; Eurotiales; Trichocomaceae
Product: SCF E3 ubiquitin ligase complex F-box protein grrA
Exons: 5
Coding region: 1-1545 (514 amino acids)
Biological process (GO): SCF-dependent proteasomal ubiquitin-dependent protein catabolic process
Cellular component (GO): SCF ubiquitin ligase complex
Molecular function (GO): protein binding
Source: RefSeq, a predicted model, not a curated record
AUGCACCGCUCCCGAGGUGCUGCUCGAUCUUCGAGCAAGAGCCCCUCCGAAUCCUCAACGUCGAGCUCACCGGAGCGCGCUGCCGACGAUGAUACCGAUUUCUUUGCCCAAGCGAAUGAUUCCCAGUCUUCUAUUGGGAUAGCGACAUAUCGUGGACAAAACGGUAGCAAUGAGCCGGAUAUCAUUAUACCCCCGAUCGGGCGUCUCCCCCCGGAAAUACUCAUUUCAAUAUUCUCAAAACUCAGCUCGUCUGCGGACAUGCUCCACUGCAUGCUAGUGUGUCGAAAAUGGGCUGCCAAUUGUGUCGGCAUCCUUUGGCAUCGACCAUUGUGCAACCGUUUGGACAACCUGAUGCGCAUCGUGAAUUCUGUUCGCAAAAACAAUAGCUUCUUCCCAUAUUCAGAGUUAAUUAGGCGUCUUAAUCUAACCGCUCUGGCGAGCAAAGUUACCGACGCUGAAUUGUUGUCAUUUGCAGAGUGCAAACGGGUUGAUCGCUUGACUUUAACGAACUGCUUCAAGUUAACAGACAGAGGCGUAUCGGAAAUAGUGGAGGGCAAUCGGCAUCUCCAAGCUCUGGAUGUCUCCGAUCUCCGGUCUUUGACGGACAACUUUUUGUACAUAGUAGCCAAGAACUGUCCCCGUCUACAAGGGUUGAAUAUUACCGGUUGCACCAAAAUAACCGAUGAGUCACUGGUGGUUAUAUCGCAGAGCUGCAAACAUCUAAAAAGACUCAAAUUGAACGGCGUGACUCAGGUCACGGACAGGCAGAUUACAAGUCGAUCGGUGACAGCUCUAUUGUCCUUUUUGCGUAACAUGAGAGAAGUAUGUUUGGCUCAUUGCGUUGAGAUUGAUGAUUCGGCCUUUCUUAAACUUCCUCCGAAUUCCUUGUUUGAAACCCUACGCGUAUUGGAUCUCACAGCCUGUGAACGCAUAAGAGACGAUGCUAUUGAGCGCAUCACUGACACGGCUCCUCGAUUACGGCAUCUUGUCCUCAACAAGUAUGCCAGCGUUCAACAACUGGCAACCCUACCAAAGUUGAAACGAAUAGGCUUGGUUAAGUGUCAAGCAAUCACUGAUUGGAGUAUUUUGGCUCUUGCUCGUUCGAGAGCAGCGCCACACCAUAUUGGUUCAAGCUGCCUGGAACGAGUACAUCUCAGUUACUGUGUGAAUCUAACCAUGGAAGGAAUUCACGCACUUCUCAAUUAUUGCCCGCGUUUGACCCAUCUCAGUCUCACUGGGGUCCAGGCAUUCUUACACGAAGACCUAACCGCUUUUUGCCGAGAUGCACCUUCUGAGUUUACUCAGCAGCAACGCGAGGUCUUUUGCGUCUUUAGCGGAGACGGUGUCGUGAAACUACGCGACUAUUUGAACAGGAACGCUGUGCCUUACCCCCCGGAAACAGAAGCCACGAUGUAUGACGAUGAAGAUGAGCUUGAUGAAGAAGAGAACCAGGUCGCUGGGUUGAUGAGUGCGACAGUUAUUCGCGAUGAUGACGAUGAAAUGGGUGACGAUGGCAUUAUCGAAGUCGGCCCUCCUCACGGUUAA